Molecule: messenger RNA, 1005 nt
Organism: Symbiodinium natans
Lineage: Eukaryota; Dinophyceae; Suessiales; Symbiodiniaceae
Source: the annotation of a GenBank genome assembly
AUGCUGCGAGCUUCUGCUGGCUCUGCGAGGGUGGGCAAGCGGAGAGGCAACGUCGGGAAUGAAGGCCUCGGGAAGAAGGCAAAGGCAAAGGUGGUGAAGCAAGAAGAUGCAGGAGCCGCCGAAGGUGCCGAGGAAGCCUCGCCAUCCGCGGGCGGAAAGAAGAGGAAGCUCGACGACUCCGAGCUCAAGGAGAGAGAGAAGCGGACCAUGUUUGUCGGCAACGUCCCCGUGGCGUGGACGGAGAAACGUCUUCGUGGAUUCCUUCGUGUGGCCUGUGGCACAACCUACGAAGGCCAACUCAAGCCCAUCUGGUUCCGGUCGCUGCCCCUGGAGAGCCGAUGGAACACCUCCAAGGAGCUGCGCAAGGCUGGACGCAUCAAGCAGGCGUACAUGGAGGGCGCGGAGGCGGCCAAGAAUGCCUACGUGGUGCUGCGAGGCCCUGAGGACGUUCCUACGGUCGUCAAGCUGGUGAACAACCUGCAGGCCGACACGGGCCACAUCCUCAGGGCAGAUGGGGUGGGGGAGUCGGCUGUGCUCAAGAAGUUCGACAGGAAGCGGAGCGUGUUCCUUGGCAGCCUACCACGACGCGUCACCGAAGAUGACAUCCGCUGGGUUCUGUGGCCUGCGGGGCAGGUGGACGCAGUCCGAAUAGUGAGGAACAAGAUCACGCAGGAGUGUCAGGGCUUUGCCUUCGCGCGCUUCCAGGAGCGCUGGAGCGUGAAGGAAGCCCUGAAGCUGUGGCCCAAGAUCCACGGCAAGGAGAUCCGAAUCACAAAGGUCGAGGAUUCCAGUGCGGAAGACAAGCCCGGCAAAGACCAGGCCCGGCCAGAGGACCACCCGGCAGCGAAGCGAAUAGUGUUGAAGCAGCAGCGGCGAGAGCGGCAGAAGGCGAAGAAGAAGAAGGAGUGGCUGGCAAACGCAAAGACGUCGGGGCUGAGGCCUGGGAAGUCCAAAAAGGUCAAGAAGAAGUUGAAGCAGUCCAACCGCAAGAAGGCCGGACGGUGA